GCAUUACCAAAAAGAGAGGGAAAAAAGAAACUAAAAACGUUGAAUUUGCUGUGUGAAUAAAACGGUCAGACAGAAUCGAUGCGCGUGUAAAAGUAAUAUGUUUCAAGUGUUUGUUAGUGGGUAAGUUAUGUAGGAAACGUACGUCCCCCCAACUAAAAAAACGUAGCCGAGCCGAUUCCGAUAACCCGCAACAAGCCACCAACGCACGAUAAUGCUUCCGCUCACGCGCUCUCCCACAUCCCGGCGACUACCUCUCCCUCUAUUAUUCCCUCUCUCUCCCCUACUCUUUCGGCUCAUGCGUCCGGCGCGUCAUCGCCGCACCGACCUCUCCUUUCCUAAUAUUAGCCCCCUACGCUUCCUUUCCAAUAAAUCGCCUUUCUCAAUUCCCCACCACCACCACCACCACCACCACCACCACCACCAUGGCCGAUCAAACGGAUUCCUUACCGCCGUCUGUUUCUACUAACCCUACCGCUACAGCAACUGUUGCAACCCCUCCUUCUCGUCCUUUGCCGGUUCGCGAGGACUGCUGGAGCGAGGAGGCAACGGCCACUCUAGUUGAGGCUUGGGGUCGUCGUUACGUCGAGUUGAACCGUGGGAACCUUCGUCAGAAGGAUUGGCAGGAAGUCGCCGACGCCGUCAACGCUCUCCAUGGUCACACCAAAAAGACGCACCGUACCGAUGUUCAGUGUAAGAACCGGAUCGAUACGAUUAAGAAGAAGUACAAGAUCGAGAAGGCUCGUGUUACCUCUUCUAAUGGAACCCUAACGUCUUCCUGGCCUUUUUAUGAGCGUAUGGAUUGUUUGAUCGGAUCUAAUGUUACGCAGAAGAAACCUUCUCCGUCACCUAAGUUUUCGCCUACGGCGUCGCAUCAACCGACGCCGCCUCCUCCUCCUGCUAGAUUUUCGCCUCCGGUGGCUCUACCGCUUCCUUACAAGAAGGCAGGCACGCCGACGGCGGUGGCGGCAUUGCCGCAGAAGAGAGGGGCGCCGGACGAUGGAUAUUUCAGGAGGAACUAUUCCGCCAUUGCUGCGGCCGCGGCAGCUGCGGAGAGUGACGAAGAGGAGGAGGAUGGAGAGGGAAUGGGGGAGGAUGGAGAAGGAGGGAGUGAGGGAGAGGAGGGGGGACUGAGGAGGUUAGCGAGAGCGAUAGAGAGGUUCGGUGAGGUGUACGAGAGGGUUGAGGGAGAAAAGUUGAGGCAGAUGGUGGAUUUGGAGAAGCAGAGGAUGCAAUUUGCCAAGGAUUUAGAGGUUCAGAGGAUGAGGAUGUUCAUGGAUACCCAGGUUCAAUUGGAGAGGAUCAAGCGCGGCAAGCGCUCUGGUUCCAGUGAUAUGGAUAAUUGACAGUUUUUUAGGUAUUUGAUGUAGGCUACAUCCAUUGAGAAGCCUUGUUGCUUACUAAGACAUUUAUAGCUAGCUGGCGUCAGUGGUAGGUUGGAAAGAAUUACUGUGGGCUAAAAUCAUGGAGAAUCUUGAUUUUUAUACUUACCCUACAAGUAUAUAGAGUUCUAGCUGAUACUUGCGAAAGAAAUUUAGCAGAGUUGGGAAAUGGAGUUCUUAAGAAAUACUUUUCUACCUGCAAUUUGUGUUUCAGCCAAAACUUAUUAUAACUUAAUUUGGCUAGUUGCUCGUUGCCAGAGUGUGGCCUUUGUGUCUUGAGUUUAGUUGGUAAAGAUCUGUAAGUUGGACAUUGUAGUUUGUAACUUUGAUUUUUUCUUGCAAUGUACAAGAUUAGGACUAUUGACAGAUUAGAGAAUAUUGUUCCGAGUCUUGUGAUUUAUCUUUUGUAUGUUUGGAAGUUGUGAUGCAAGUCUCUCAAGGUUGAGAAA
Messenger RNA from Carica papaya (papaya), 1828 nucleotides. NCBI's taxonomy places the organism in Eukaryota, Viridiplantae, Streptophyta, Magnoliopsida, Brassicales, Caricaceae. The record is from RefSeq and is a predicted model, not a curated record.